Molecule: messenger RNA, 1155 nt
Organism: Diorhabda carinulata
Lineage: Eukaryota; Metazoa; Arthropoda; Insecta; Coleoptera; Chrysomelidae
Exons: 2
Coding region: 72-533 (153 amino acids)
Molecular function (GO): zinc ion binding
Source: RefSeq, a predicted model, not a curated record
GCAAUGUGAAAAAAAUGAUUUUCGAUCCUGCUGUUUCCUCUGCUCUACUUUGAGGUGAAGUUACAGCCAGUAUGAAGAAUAGAACUUAUAAUGUUGAGGUUUCCAUUGAUUACGAGGAUGGUAUAUUGGAUGCCACCUGCUCCUGCCCCAGGGGACAAGCAGUAUGCCAUCACAUGGUAGCUGUAUGUUUUCAUGCACACAACAACGUCAGUGUUACUGACAAAACCUGUGUGUGGAAUCAGCGCAAACCUACUGGCGAUGGAGAAAAAAUUGUGAGGAUUAGUGAUCUCUACAAACCAAAAUUUUCUAAUUAUCAGGCUUUUUCGAGACCAGCAUCAACCCAAGAAAUGGCAGAUUUUAGGAAUGAAUUAGGAUACUCUAAUCCAGUUGGAUUUAUAUGGCUGUUUAUGCCUGAGCAAUCACAAUUGACAAGCAUAAUAAAGAAUAUUGAAGAUAUUUUAUAUUCACUAGAGUAUACACAGGUUACUGACAAAGAGACAUUUUUAAAAUCAAAAUGCUCAGUAGAUAUAUAAAUAAAGUUGAACAGAUAACUAGAGGACAGUCAAUUAAUGAAAAUUGGCUAGUUGCUAGAAAGUACAGAAUAACUAGUAGUAAAUUUGGCUCUAUACUCUCAGCCUACAGGAGGAACAAAUUCUUAAAAUCUUUAUUUUCAAGCCUACUAGAAGGGUACGAGCUGGAUGGUAUACAAGCGAUAAAGUGGGGAAAAGAACAUGAAGUGACAGCAAUUGCUGUAUUUCAAAAAAUUACCGGAUUAUCAGUGGAUCCAGCCGGAUUUUGCAUGGACUAUUGUGGAUUUUUGGGUGCUAGUCCUGAUGGGUUUGUUAGCGAAAGAUGCUUAAUUGAAGUAAAGUGUCCCUUCAAACACAGAAAUGUUGGAAAAUUGAGACCAGUGUUAAAAGACAAAAACUACAUAGUUUACUUUGAAGAAAACUUGAUGAUAAUUAACGAGAAUCAUCACUAUUAUCACCAAAUACAAGGUGCGUUACAUAUUGCUGAAAAGGAUAUGUGCUAUUUAGUAAUAUGGGUACCAAGUGACUGUAUCAUUGUACGAAUUGGUAGGAGUGAACAAUGGACAAAAAAUUUAAAUAUUUUAAAAACAUUUUAUAUUUCAAAAUUCAUACCAUUUAUUUUAUC